AUGAAGGAAUUCGAGUACGGCGAGAUCGAAUCUGGGACGGGGGGCUUCGCGGCGGGUAUGGUGAUCGGGAAGGGAAGCCACGGCCGUGUCUACAGUGGCGUCCUCAGGGGAGGGCGGCGUGUGGCGGUGAAGGUGCCGCCCCCGGGAGACGGCGGGACCAAACUGAACAACGAGAUCGAGGUGCUGGCGUCCGUUCGCGGUCCCCACCUGGUCAACCUGGUCGGCGUCAGCCGCAGCCCCGCCCACGGCUGCAAGCUCCUGGUCAUGGAGUUCAUGCCCAACGGCUCCCUCUACGGCCUCCUCCACGCGGCGGCGGCGCCACCGCCGUGGCGCCGGCGGGCGCUGGUGGCGCUGCAGAUCGCGACCGCCGUGCGGUCGUUGCACGAGGCCACGCCGCCUGUCAUACACCGCGACGUCAAGUCCGGGAACAUCCUGUUCGACGCCGCAUGGAACGCCCGGCUGGCUGAUUUCAGCCUCGCCGUGCGAUGGGCGCCGUGCGCCGCUGGUGCCGUGGGAGCGCAGCCGGCAGGCACCAUCGGCUACAUGGACCCCUGCUACACGGGGCCGGGGAAGCUGGGGCCAGAGAACGACGUCUUCAGCUUCGGCGUGGUGCUGCUCGAGCUGAUCAGCUGCAGGCUGGCGAUGGACGCCGCCUGCGGGCUCACCUCCAUCGUCGCGUGGGCGCUCCCGCUGAUCAGGGACGGCCGGUUGCUGGAGAUCUGCGACUCGAGGGUGCCGCUGUCGCACAACAUGGAGCGAGCUGUCGGCCGCCUGCUCGGGAUAGCCGCCCGCUGCGUGUCCUCGGACCAGGACGGGAGGCCCUCCAUGGCGGAGGUCGUAGCCGAGCUCCAGGGCGUGGUCGAGCGGGCUCUCUGCCCCGGUCGGCGCCUCCUGCGGCUCCUCCUCUCCGGGAGGAUGAGGACAAAGAAGAUCAUGUGCAGGAAUCACCAGGUCGACGCAGAGUGCGAGAAGUUACCCAUUGCCGGUUCUUCCGCUGAUCCGAUCCCCGUCGAACCGGGCCGGGGAUAA
Spirodela intermedia is the source of this 1029-nucleotide messenger RNA. The record is from the annotation of a GenBank genome assembly. NCBI's taxonomy places the organism in Eukaryota, Viridiplantae, Streptophyta, Magnoliopsida, Alismatales, Araceae.